Macroventuria anomochaeta is the source of this 1230-nucleotide messenger RNA. RefSeq names its product calcium-dependent phosphotriesterase. The transcript is spliced from 3 exons. The record is from RefSeq and is a predicted model, not a curated record. Bases 58 to 1230 code for a protein of 390 amino acids. Gene Ontology annotation, molecular function: arylesterase activity. Lineage: Eukaryota; Fungi; Ascomycota; Dothideomycetes; Pleosporales; Didymellaceae.
CUUUCUUCUCUCCAACAUAAACAUCGCAUACAACACACCAUAGGUGAUCCAUUGCUUAUGUUCAAAAUGCCUAAUUUGAAACCGGUCGUCAUUCAAGUGCUUCUCGUAGCCUUGGUAGUCCCGUGGCUGUACGAUCGCUAUGUCGCUUUCUCCCCCAUGGCAGUAAACCGCCCCGGAAGCUUCGGGAACGUGCGGACUUUCGCGACACACAGGAUCAAGUACCAAGACCGUGUGCGAAACUGUGAAGACGUCAUCAUGGAAGAAAGCCUAGGCGUCGCGUUUCUGAGCUGUGAUCCAGGACGCGAUCGAUGGAAUACUGUGAUGGGCACGUUCAAGCCCGAGAAUUCCGAGCUCGACAAUGCCAGCAUUUUUCUCUACGACUACUCGACUCCUGGACUCGACGACUCAGCCCGUCUUAAGCAACUUGUCGUCGACGAACCAGAUCUGCAUCCCCUCGGCCUCGCCUUCGACGCCUCAACAUCAACACUCUACGUCGUCAACCACGCGCGGCAUCGCGGCUCACAUAUUCUUAUCCUGCACAUCGACAUGCCCAGCCUCACCACGACACUGGUAACGCGCUUCAAACACCCACUCCUGCACGCGCCGAACUCAGUCCAAGUCCUUGGAAAGCAUGAACUCUACGUGACAAACGAUCACUACGUGAGAGCAGCCACGUCACCGCUGCUGAGCAAGAUUGAAACGUUUUCUGGGGUGCCGGGAGGAAGCGUGGUGUACGUCGACACGCGCUUCCCGAAGAGCGCGAAGGUGGUUGCGCGGGUCCCGUUCGCGAAUGGUAUCACGCUGUUAAACUCCUCGUCACUUGCUGUAGCCUCGAGUUCAAAAUCCGGCGUCUAUCUUUUUGACAUCAAGGAGGAGCAUGACUUGGAGUUGAAAAAGGUGGUGAGGACGCCUGCAGCUGUGGACAAUCUAUCUGUCGACGGUGAGGGGAAGGUGUUGAUGGCCGGCCAUCCGUUCGCGCCCGCGUUGAUGAAAGUGAGCAAGGGACGGGCGAAGUGUGAUGUUCAGGGCAGUGAGGAGGAGAGGGAGGCGUGUGCGUGUACGGCGCCGAGUUGGGUUGCUGAGUGGAGCGAGGCAGAGGGGUUGAGGGAGGUGUAUAAAGAUGACGGGCGAGAGUUUUGCAGCAGCAGUACCGUGGUGCGAGAUACGGCGAAAGGGGUGGGGAUCGUGAGUGGACUGUACGAAAAAGGCAUCCUGGUAUUCAGAACUUGA